Molecule: messenger RNA, 2347 nt
Organism: Echinops telfairi (small Madagascar hedgehog)
Lineage: Eukaryota; Metazoa; Chordata; Mammalia; Afrosoricida; Tenrecidae
Gene: NDE1
Product: nudE neurodevelopment protein 1
Exons: 9
Coding region: 202-1245 (347 amino acids)
Biological process (GO): mitotic centrosome separation; establishment of mitotic spindle orientation; chromosome segregation
Cellular component (GO): centrosome; kinesin complex; kinetochore
Molecular function (GO): microtubule binding
Source: RefSeq, a predicted model, not a curated record
GAUGGGAUUUAUAAAGUACAGAAUGAUAGGAAACGUUACAGAGGUGGAACUUUGCCGACAGACCUAGCCGGAGCUUCACGCUUUGAUAUUUUUGUGAAAUGAAAGUGUUUCCAGUUUUUGUUGCAAGACUUUUUGACUUACUCUCUUCAUUGGAUCCCAGACACCAUGCGCCAAGAGGAGUAGACCUCUUCCUGUCUUGCAAUGGAAGUCUCCGGAAAGAAGACUUUCAGCUCCGAGGAAGAAGCAGCGAACUACUGGAAAGACCUGGCCAUGACCUACAAGCAGAGGGCAGAGAAUACCCAAGAAGAGCUUCGAGAAUUCCAGGAGGGAAGCCGAGAAUAUGAAGCCGAAUUGGAGACGCAGCUGCAGCAGAUUGAAACCAGGAACAGGGACCUCCUGUCCGAAAACAACCGUCUCCGCAUGGAGCUAGAAACCAUCAAGGAGAAGUUUGAAAUGCAGCAUUCUGAAGGGUACCGGCAGAUGUCUGCCUUGGAGGAUGACCUUGCCCAGACAAAGGCCAUUAAAGACCAAUUGCAGAAGUACAUCAGAGAGCUGGAGCAGGCCAACGAUGACCUGGAGCGAGCAAAGAGAGCCACAAUCAUGUCGCUGGAGGACUUUGAGCAGCGCUUGAAUCAAGCCAUCGAAAGAAACGCGUUUUUGGAGAGCGAGCUUGACGAGAAGGAGGACCUCCUGGAAUCCGUCCAGCGGCUGAAGGACGAAGCUAGAGAUUUGCGGCAGGAGCUGGCCGUGCAGCAGAAGCAGGAGAAGCCCUGGACGCCCCUGCCCAGUGCACUCGGAGCUGAGAGGACGGACACAGCGGUCCAGGCCACCAGCUCCCUGCCCUCCACACCCGCUGUUCAUCGCGGACCCAGUUCCAGCCUGAACACACCAGGGACCUUCAGACGGGGUCUGGAUGACUCAGCUGGCGGGACACCCCUCACACCUGCAGCCCGAAUAUCGGCCCUCAACAUUGUGGGAGACCUCCUGCGGAAAGUUGGGGCACUGGAAUCCAAACUCGCGUCCUGCCGGAACUUCAUUUAUGAUCAGUCCCCACACCGAGCCGGUGGUCCAGCCUCAGCACGGGGGAGCAGGAACAGAGAUGGCAGUGACAAGCAGGCCAGCAGCACCAGUGUGCCUUUGGGGGACAAAGGGUUGGGGAAACGCCUGGAGUUCGGGAAGACGCCUUCAGAAGCCCCCUCGCCAUCUCUGCCGUCAGCCCAGGGCGUAGUCAAGGUGCUGCUCUAGGAGAACCAGGGGCCGGCGCUCACGGGUUCUUACUCCUCUUCCACUUUUCUAAGCUCCUUUUUUUAAUGUUAAGUGUAUUUUACUAUACGCGUGAGAACAAAAAAGCUGCGGUUACUACAGUUGCUUUGUGCUCUGGAUUCUGUCACCGGUGCUCCCCGGGAAAGGUGGUCUGCUGACCCCAACCUUGUUGAGAGUUGCCAUGCAGUCCGGACAGGAUGGGGGCCCUCUGGGAAAAGGUCGAAAACGUGGGUGAUGAAACCAGGGUUUACUAUUAACCCAGAAUUCUGAGUGGUCCUGAGAGGAGGCUCCUUAAGUGUAGAUGUCUCUCACCCCUCACCCACACCCAGCUGGGAUUGUCCAGGACAAAACCUCCCGUGCUUUAUGAAGGUAUAGUAAGGACUGGUGGACUCCAGUCAGGUCUCAGACUGAAGAAUGGACAAGACACGCCCUUCUUAACCAGUGGUCGGGCCCCUGGGAGGCCCAGCCACCCGCUUCUCCUUGUCGAGUUGAGAGUGAGUGAUACGGGUCAACGUCUUGGUGACUCGGGGUCCGAGGGUCUCUGUGUCCUCUUGAGGCGAGUCCCAGCCUGGGGUUCUCCUGAGUUGCCCCCAUUCUGGACCUUGAGGACCCACGGGGCAGAAGGCCUGUUGAUACUGCGGUCCGAGGACAGGACUUCAUUCAAAGCCAUGAUCAGUUAUGGAGAGAGAGAUGAAGACCAGGAUUGUUGUUGGAAGCUGCCUUUUCAAAGAGGAAACACACAGGCCUCCCAGCGCUUGAAGUGUGUAGCCACUCUCAGUGCCCACCACUGGACUUGACUGCUCUCUCGCUCUCUCUCUCCCUUUAGAUUCAAGUCAGAAAAACCCUGCUCCGAUCAGGAGCAUGCUCCUCACUUAAUGACCUCCCUUUGGCUCUUAAGUUAUUUUCCGAAAGACCAGCCAAAGUGUCUAAGUUGUAAAUAGAACCUGCUAAGCACUACUGAAAGCCAACAGAAGUUACACCUCCUCAGUGCCAGGUUUGUUAUCCUAAGAAAGUUCCACAACUUGCAUCCAUCAAAGAGAGGCUUUUAUUUUUUUAAAAGAACAAUAAAAUCAAGAGAAAUGAC